Coniophora puteana RWD-64-598 SS2 is the source of this 2781-nucleotide messenger RNA. RefSeq names its product multifunctional beta-oxidation protein. The record is from RefSeq and is a predicted model, not a curated record. Bases 56 to 2665 code for a protein of 869 amino acids. The transcript is spliced from 19 exons. NCBI's taxonomy places the organism in Eukaryota, Fungi, Basidiomycota, Agaricomycetes, Boletales, Coniophoraceae. Gene Ontology annotation, molecular function: oxidoreductase activity.
ACACCUCCCUUGUACCAUCUCCCAUCCCCCUUCACCUUUGCUGUUUGUAUCAACCAUGACACUCUCGUUCAAGGACAAGACCGUCGUCGUCACCGGUGCAGGUGGCGGACUCGGCAAAGCUUACUCGUUGCUGUUUGCCUCGCGGGGCGCAAACGUUGUCGUCAACGACUUCAACAAGGACGCUGCUCAGAAGAUUGUUGAUGAGAUCAAGCAGGGUGGAGGCAACGCUAUUGUUAACACGUCCUCCGUGACGGAGGGCGAGAAGGUCAUUCAGAGCGCCGUCAGUGCCUUUGGCACUGUGCACAUCCUCAUUAACAACGCUGGCAUCCUCCGGGAUAAGAGCUUCGUCGCCAUGACGGAUCAGGACUGGGACGCGGUUGUCGCUGUGCACCUCAAGGGCGCGUUCUCGUGCACGAAGGCUGCCUGGCCCAUCUUCCGCAAGCAGAAGUUCGGGCGGAUCAUCAACACUGCUAGUGCAGCGGGUCUCUACGGCAAUUUCGGUCAGGCCAACUACAGCGCGGCCAAGAUGGGCCUCGUCUCGUUCACCAAGUCGCUCGCGCGCGAGGGUAUCAAGUACAACAUCAGCUCGGUGGUCAUCGCACCGGUCGCUGCGUCCCCCAUGACCGCCACCAUCAUGCCCCCAGAAAUGCUUGAGAAGAUGAAGCCCGAGUUCGUCGCCCCCUUCGUUGCCGCCGUCUGCCACCCCGAGGGACCCAACCCGUCUGGUCGCGUCUUUGAGGUCGGCGCGGGUUUCGUGGCUGAGAUUCGCUGGGAGCGCUCCAAGGGUAGAAUUUGGAAGACCGAUCCUAGCUUCACUCCUUCUGCUCCGACUCUCGAAAUUGCCGCCACCCUGCCCAGCAACCCCCAAUCGAGCCCUGCCGUCCGCUUCGACGGCAAGACCGUAAUUAUUACGGGUGCUGGUGCUGGCCUCGGCCGCGCGUACGCGAUCAUGUACGGCAAGCUCGGUGCCAAUGUCGUGGUUAACGACGUCAGCGACAAGGGUGCCAAUGCCGUCGUCGACGAGGUCAAGGCUGCCGGAGGCAAGGCCAUUGCCGUUGUCUGCUCAGCCGAGGAGGGCGAGAAGAUCGUCAAGGCCGCCUGCGAUGCCUUCGGUACCGUCCAUGUUCUCAUCGCCAACGCUGGUAUUCUCCGGGACCGCUCGUUCACGUCGAUGUCGGAGAAGGAGUGGGACGACGUUAUCGCUGUCCACCUCCGUGGCACUUACAAAUGCGCCAAGGCUGUCUGGCCCGUGUUCCGCAAGCAGAAGUAUGGUCGCAUUGUUACCACGUGCUCUGGUGUUGGCAUCUACGGGAAUUUCGGUCAAGUGAACUACUCGACGGCGAAGGCUGCCAUCAUGGGCUUGACAAAGACUCUCGGCUUUGAGGGCCGCAAAUACAACAUCCUUGCCAACGUGAUCGCACCCUCAGCUGGUACCGCGAUGACCAUGACUAUCUGGACCCAGGACAUGGUAGAUGCCUACAAGCCGGACUUCGUUGCUCCUGUUGUCGGAUAUCUCACCAGUGAAGACAACACCGAGACCUCUGGUCAACUGUUCGAGAUCUCCGGCGGCUGGGCAGCUCAGACGCGUUGGCAGCGUGCUUACGGCUACGGCUUCCCCUCUAACCGCGCACUCACGCCUGAAGACGUUAUUGCCAAGUGGGAUGUGAUCACUAACUUCGAUGACGGCAAGGCUACCCACCCGACGACCCCUUCGGAGUCCCUCGAGCAGAUUGUCGCCAACUUUGAAAACACGGGCUCAUUGCUUGACAGCGCCAUCUUCGAAGACUCAGAGGACUCCCAGCUCGUCAAAGAUGCCAAGAAGAACGCCCCUGAAGAUUCAGACUUCACGUACACCGAGCGCGACGUCACGCUCUACAACCUUGGCGUCGGCGCGACAAGCAAGGAUCUCCAGUGGACAUAUGAGGGCGAUGACAACUUCUCUGCGCUGCCUACGUUUGGUGUCAUCCCUCAGUUCAUGGCGAGCGCGGGUGUGUCCAUGGACUGGGCGCCGAAUUACCACCCGGCGAAGUUGCUCCACGGAGAGCAGUAUUUGUCCAUCAAAGCACCUAUUCCCACAGAGGGGACUCUCGUAAACGAGACGAGAUUGCUCGAGGUGCUCGAUAAGGGCAAGGCCGCGUCCGUGACGCUCCUCGUGAACACCAAGGACAAAGCUUCUGGGAAGCUCAUCUUCGAGAACCAGGUCACCGUCGUCCUCCGCGGCGCUGGUGGUUUCGGCGGAAAGAAGAAAGGCAACGAUAGAGGCCCUGCGACUGCUGCGAACAAGCCGCCCAACCGCGCCCCGGAUGCUGUCGUCGAGGAACAGACCUCGGAGUCGCAGGCCGCUCUGUACAGGCUAAGCGGGGACUACAACCCACUGCACAUAAACCCCGACUUCGCAGCCAUGGGCGGUUUCGAUAAACCCAUUCUACAUGGCCUGUGCUUCAUGGGUUUCGCCGGGCGGCACGUCCUGAAGACGUUUGGUGAAUACAAGGACAUCAAGGUCCGGUUCGCUGGCUCGGUAUACCCCGGCGAGACGCUCAUCACGGAGAUGUGGAAAGAGGGCAAGAAGGUCAUCUUCACCACCAAAGUUAAGGAACGAGGGACUACGGUCCUCGCUGCUGCUGCGGUCACCCUGGUUGAUGAAAGUGGCAAGGCCAAACUCUGAUGCGUGUGCGUGGCAUCGCGCACGCAUUUUCCAUUCAUCUGGCUACAGUCGAGUGUCAUUAUGUAUUUUUCGCCAGGAAUACGGGAAAAACUGUAAUGAUAUGUGCAUUCGUCCUG